AUGGCGUUUAUUAAAGAGGAGAGUGAAGACAUGAAGAUUGAAGAAACAUUCAGAGACAAACAGGAAGAUACUGAGGAACAAACAGACCUGAUGGCGAUGAAAGAGGAGAGUCAGGAAUUGAAUGAAACGCAAGAGAAAGACCAUCAUGAUUUCACAACUGGAGAAAAAUCAUUUAGUUGCUCACAGACUGAAAAGACUUCCUCGCGAAAAAGAGCUAAAAAAACAGAAACGAUAAGUGACUUCUCCUGCCAGCAGUGUGGAAGGAGUUUCAGAAAAAAAGAAAGCCUAAAAAGCCACAUGAGCAUCCACACUGGAGAGAAGCCAUACACCUGCCGUCAGUGUGGAAAAGGUUUCACUCAUCAUGGAAGCUUCAAAAGGCACAUGAGAAUUCACAAUGGAGAGAAGCCAUACACAUGCCCUCAGUGUGGAAAAGGUUUCACUCAUCAUGGAAGCUUUAAAAAGCACAUGAGCAUCCACACUGGAGAGAAGCCACACACCUGCCGUCAGUGUGGAAAAGGUUUCACUCAUCAUGGAAGCUUUAAAAGGCACGUGAGAAUUCACACUGGAGAGAAGCCGUACAUCUGCAAACUGUGUGGAAAGAGUUUCACAACAGAACUUAACCUAAGGUAUCACUGGAACAGUCACACUGGAGAGAAGCCAUUCACAUGUGAUAAGUGUGGAAAGAGUUUGAGACACAAAACAAACUUUAAACGGCACAUGAGGCUUCACGCAAGAGAAAACAUUUUUACAUGUCAUCAGUGUGGAAUGACUUUUACAGACCGUAAACACCUUGAGAAUCAUGUCAUAAGUCACACUGGAGAGAAGACUUUCAUGUGCUAUCAGUGUGGAAAGGAUUUUACACUUAAAGGAAACCUUCAGACUCACAUGAGAAUUCACACUGGAGAGAGACCUUUCACCUGCACUCAGUGUGGAAAGAGUUUCACAUCUAAAGGAAACCUUCAGACUCACAUGAGAGUUCACACUGGAGAGAGACCUUUCAUGUGUCUUCAGUGUAAAGAGAGAUUCACGUAUCAAAGAGACCUGAAGCGUCAUUGGAAAACUCGUUGUAGGAGUGCUUUGCAGUGUACUAGGGUUAGGUCUUACGACACUAUACCAGCUGAAGUAUCACGAUACAAAGUAGUACCAUGAUACCCUACAGUAUUGUGCUAAUAUAAUGAUUGAGUCAGUGAAUCCUUUAACUGAUCCGUUCAAAACCGCUGAUUCAUUCAGAAAUUAAGCGAAUUACUGUUAUUAUGAAUUGCUCAGUGAAUCAUUUGCCUAAUUUGUUCAUAAACGCUUUAAAAACCUUGUGAAUCUCUAUGUAAUUGCUAGUUCAGGUUUGGCUGAAAGCUGCAGAAUGAUCAGAAUCUGUCUUGUUUUUAAAACUCUCACUUGUUCUUAAAGGAAAUGUCAUUCUGUUUUCUAGGUACACACCAUCCUGUGUGCAGUUUUCACAUCCGUGUAAUUAGGGCUGCACGAUUAAUCGA
Sinocyclocheilus rhinocerous is the source of this 1487-nucleotide messenger RNA. Its product is annotated as gastrula zinc finger protein XlCGF8.2DB-like. NCBI's taxonomy places the organism in Eukaryota, Metazoa, Chordata, Actinopteri, Cypriniformes, Cyprinidae. Gene Ontology annotation, molecular function: RNA polymerase II cis-regulatory region sequence-specific DNA binding; DNA-binding transcription factor activity, RNA polymerase II-specific. The record is from RefSeq and is a predicted model, not a curated record. Bases 1 to 1149 code for a protein of 382 amino acids. Gene Ontology annotation, biological process: regulation of transcription by RNA polymerase II. The transcript has 2 exons.